Molecule: messenger RNA, 762 nt
Organism: Drosophila hydei
Lineage: Eukaryota; Metazoa; Arthropoda; Insecta; Diptera; Drosophilidae
Gene: Tom20
Product: mitochondrial import receptor subunit TOM20 homolog B
Exons: 3
Coding region: 141-650 (169 amino acids)
Biological process (GO): protein targeting; tRNA import into mitochondrion; protein import into mitochondrial matrix
Cellular component (GO): mitochondrial outer membrane; mitochondrial outer membrane translocase complex
Molecular function (GO): transmembrane protein transporter activity
Source: RefSeq, a predicted model, not a curated record
GUACACUUUUUAAUAUUUUUUAAUAUCGUGAACCGCAUUUCGACGGCUCGACGAUAGUUAGAGUAAUCGAUACUGUCGACUUGUACAUCGAUUGUUUAGCAGCUACAGUGCGGUUCAUGGAGUAAAAGGGCUGCGAAAAUAUGAUUGAAAUAAACAAAACUGCAAUUGGAAUUGCAGCGGGUCUGGCUGGAACCUUAUUCAUUGGUUAUUGCAUUUAUUUUGACAACAAACGCCGUAGUGAACCAGACUACAAAAAGAAAGUGCGCGAUCGUCGUCGGCGUAACCGCAAGGCUGGAUCUGCCAAGCAGGGAAUGCCAAAUUUAAAUGACCACGAAGCUAUCGAAAGAUAUUUUCUUCAAGAAAUUCAGCUAGGUGAAACCUUGAUAGCUCGUGGCGAUUUCGAAAGUGGUGUUGAACAUUUAGCAAAUGCAAUCGUAGUAUGUGGUCAACCCGCGCGCCUACUACAAGUGCUUCAAUCCUCUCUACCGGCUCAAGUAUUUGCUAUGUUAAUAAUCAAAAUGCAAGAAUUUGGUAAUAAGGCUUCAGAAUCUAGGGAAGGAUUGAUCACUGGAACUCGCUCGAACCAAAAUGACAGCUCUAUAAAUAUUUUAGAAACUUCCGGAUCUGCAGCCACUGAUGACUUAGAAUAAUAAUUACAAAUGAACAAAGGAGCCUGGCAUAUAUAUUUCAACAAAGAAUAGAUAAGGGCUGCAUAUUCUAAUUUAAUAAAGUUCGAUACAUUUGUAUUGUAUAAAUAUUGAA